AUGGCGCCGGGAGGUAUUCUUGAGGCCCGCAGGGGCAAAGGUAAAGGUAAAGGCAAGGGCAAGGGCGCCGGUGCUGGCGCGGGCGCUGGUGCUGGUGCGGGCGUUGGCGGGGCAUCCGGAGCCAACGGCACUGCCGGAGCCCUUGGUGACGCGGCAGCGGCAGCCCCUGACACCGCUGCAGCGGCAACCCCUGACGACGCCGCGGCUGCCACUACUGACGACACUGCGGCGGCAGAGAAGCGGCAGGCGUCGGAAAUCCCACCCAACAGCCUCUACUUGAUCGAGUGGUGGCCGAGCGGGUGCGGCAACGGAGGGGGCGACACGCUCACGGGUGGCGAGGAGACGCUUGGCGCCUGCGUCAACACCGAGUCGCUGUGGGACACGGCGCCCACCACCGAUGCCGCUGUCCGCUUCCUGUUUCCUUCCGACGGCCGCACCUAUAAGUGGCAGAUCUUUAGUACCAACAGCUGCAAGACCCAGAUUGCCUCUGGCGAGGGCGGUGGCUGCCACAACGUGCCGACACUGAGUGGCCAGCAUGUCGGCGCUGUUAUUGUUUUCACCUGAGCGUGAGACCACUAGACAAUGGUGAAGUGUUCCAUACCAUGUGCUCUCCGGGAAAGAAAAACAGAGCUGCUCGAUGCGGUUUAUGAGGAGCCGGCUGGACCGUGGUGUGGUUAGUGACACAUUUCCCGGCAGGGCCGGUUAGAUUGGCACCGAAAGGGGAUUAGACUGCAGCAUUGGAUUUGUUUGCUUCUAGGCUGUCGUUGCUCCCUUCUCAACUCUCCUUACUAAUUAAUUUGUAUAUAUCCUUCUGAUCAUGCAUGGGCAUGGGAUAAUUUGGGCCUUUGUAAUCGCCGUUGAAGCUGGG
This is a messenger RNA of Lasiosphaeria miniovina, 868 nucleotides long. RefSeq lists its product as uncharacterized. The record is from RefSeq and is a predicted model, not a curated record. NCBI's taxonomy places the organism in Eukaryota, Fungi, Ascomycota, Sordariomycetes, Sordariales, Lasiosphaeriaceae. The transcript is spliced from 2 exons. Bases 1 to 564 code for a protein of 187 amino acids.